AUGGCGGCGGCUCACGAGGCUGAUGGCCUUCAAGUCAUCCCUGGAGAAGGCAUAGUCCCCGGCGGUGUCGGCAGAGAGGAGGUGGUCGAGGAAGUCGACCUCCUCCGCCUGCUCUCUCCUUCCCGCCCGCCUUUCGUGCUCCGUCAUGAUCUCGUCGAGGAGGACAUCAAACUUCAUCGCCAGCUCCAUCAACCUCGAGUCUGCUCCAGGAAGCCUUCUCACCCACGCCAAGCUGGGGAAGAGCUCCUCCAGUCUCGGGCCGCUGAUCAUCACCGUGGAUUCGUCGAUCGCCUCUUGGAACCUCUGCGUCCUCACCUCCCUCGCCGGGCAGCUCCCGGCGACGACUCUGCAGAUGAGGCCGUUGGAGAAGGCGUAGAGGAUUCCGCUCAGGUCCACCGUCGCCAGAGGAGGAGACGACGAGAUCUUCCGGAUCAUCAGCGCAAUCUCCUCCUCCCGCGUCCGGCGGAGGGACUGGACCUUCUUGAGGUUGAGGAGGUGGACGACGACGGCUUUCCGACCCCGCCGCCAGUGCUCGUCGUAUGGGGCGAACGACACAUUGCGGCAGCCGUUGAUGAGGGCAGCGGCGGCGGUGGAGAAGGGCCUGGUGACGAAGGCGAUGUCCUGGGUCUUGAGCACCUUCCGCGCCGCCUCCACGGAGGAGACAACGAGGGUGGGGGACUGCCCGAGGUGGAGGAGCAUGAGGGGGCCGUACUUGCGGGAGAGCUCACGGAGGGGGCGGUGAGGCAGGGCGCUGAGCUGGUGGAGAUUGCCGAUGAGGGGGAGUUUGGGCGGGGACGGCGGGAGGCGGAGGCCCUCCUUGUUCUUCGGAGGUCCUCGCAGGUAACAGGCGGCCGACAGGAAGAGGAAAGUCGAGAGGAGUAA
Messenger RNA from Spirodela intermedia, 882 nucleotides. Lineage: Eukaryota; Viridiplantae; Streptophyta; Magnoliopsida; Alismatales; Araceae. The record is from the annotation of a GenBank genome assembly.